Messenger RNA from Rhinocladiella mackenziei CBS 650.93, 1809 nucleotides. RefSeq lists its product as uncharacterized. Bases 1 to 1809 code for a protein of 602 amino acids. The record is from RefSeq and is a predicted model, not a curated record. Gene Ontology annotation, biological process: DNA-templated transcription. NCBI's taxonomy places the organism in Eukaryota, Fungi, Ascomycota, Eurotiomycetes, Chaetothyriales, Herpotrichiellaceae. The transcript has 2 exons. Gene Ontology annotation, molecular function: DNA binding; zinc ion binding.
AUGGGAGGCGGAGGAACACCCAUCGGUCGAUUCACCCCUGGCAUUACUGAUAAGGAGGGAACCGAAUACCAAUCGGGUCUGAAUAGAAGCAUUGUUGACGUCGCUUCUACCAGCUGUGGUCAAGACGGUCAAGAUGAGUUGCCGAACGAAUACGUGGCAACAACCGAGAGCCAUCUUGAGAGAGGUGACUACCUUGGUGAUGGCCCAUUUUCCUUUCGUGAGCAGCUGACAUCCAGGAGGAGUUUGACUAUGCUCUCUGGGUUGUCUGAAGUGGACUAUCAAAUUCUCGAGCUUCAAAAAGCAUUCGACUUGCCUCAAAGAUCGGUACGCGCCAGUCUGAUUGACGGCUUCUUCACAUUCUGCUCGCAAUGGACGCCGAUCGUCGAUCGCUCGUGGCUCGACGAAGGCAGAGUAGACAACCUGUCGUUGUUAUUGCUAAAUGCAGUUUUCCUUGCAGGGAGCCGCGUGUCCUCAACUCGGCUGCGGGCCAUUCCAUCCGAGGAGUUCUAUCGUAGGGCCAGAUUGUUAUUUAUUUUAGGACAUGAAAAGGACGUAUUGACGUCCAUCGUUGCUCUGUGUCUUUUAAAUUGGUGGAACCCAACCGGUCCAGAGCAAAUUUCGACAAGCACGAGCGGAUUCUGGGUCCGAGCAGCGACAUCCCUGGCGCACCAGAUAGGACUACAUAAGGAACCCCAAGAAGGACCGCAGAAAAUGCUUCGGAGAAGGCUUUGGUGGACGCUCGUGUGUCGAGAUAACAUCAUUUCUGUGGGUGUUGGAAGACCACGGGCCCUCAACCUGAAAGACAGUGAUGUCGCUCCGCUAACUGUCCAAGACUUUCCACUUCAUGACGCCCAUGCUCAUUUGUUCGUGGCGUUUUGCAGCAUUACACGGUUACUGGGAGACGUCACUGAAUGCAUUCGUCGGAAGACGUUGUCCUCCACACGGCUAAAGGACUUUGAGAACGCUGUUUAUCGAUGGAUCAAAGAGCUGCCCGACGGCUUUCGUCUGUUUUUAAAAUCUCCGAGGAAACUCGGCCCCUACAACUUCGAAGCUCGACAGCUGCUUGUGCCCUAUUUCGUCCUUCUCAUCAUAAUGUCCAAGCAUUCCCCCACCAAAGACUCCGCGCCAAGUGUUCCCUUAGUUGCAUCAUCUUUCGUGGCCGGGAUUUAUGAGGAUUUCCUCAACCGAGAUGAGAUUCGCUACCUCGGUCCAGCUUUUACCUUUUAUGCUCUUGCCGCAGGACUAGCACACCUGUCUGGAUAUCGGUACCGUUCUUUGAAAUUGGAGACUGAGGAAUCUCUUGACAUUAUCCUCAACUCGCUGACAGAACUUAAGCAAAGAUGGGGCUCCGCUGAGAGCAUUUCAAAAGCAUUAGCGGAGGUCAAAAAUCUGACUUUGCAAAGUUCCAGUUUGGGUUACACUCCAGGCAGUAUCCCACAAGGCUUUGUGGCCUUCUUUGACGAUUUUGGGCCAGAGAUUUGUAGGAUGUGGAAUCUGGUUGGUCAAGAGGUGGGUUUGUCAAAUCAAACAGGAUCACUGCAUAAUGAUUGGGACCUGCUGUCACCGCAAACGCGCUCGAACCAUUUAGCACCGAGAAAUUCUCAUGCAAUAACAGAAUCCCGUCCCGACGGAGUUUUACCUACCACCCUCAGCAGACCAGACACGGUAGAGCCCUUGGGAAACCAGACCACUAAUAUUGAAUCGAUAAAUGAAAUUUUCAAUGAGCAGAACGGUUAUUUUCGAAGCGAGAUGGAGCCUUUUCGAGAUUGGAUUUUAGAAGAGCUAGGAGCAGGGACCGAAAUCUACUGA